Molecule: messenger RNA, 10841 nt
Organism: Coregonus sp. 'balchen'
Lineage: Eukaryota; Metazoa; Chordata; Actinopteri; Salmoniformes; Salmonidae
Source: the annotation of a GenBank genome assembly
AUGGAGAGGGUAAGUAUAGUAGUGCGGAUAUAUCGCAAGUGUAUAGUCGGAGAUAGAUAGAAUGAUAUAAUAUAUAGGAAAGGGCGAUAUAGAGCUAGAAGAUAGAGGGAGAGAGAAUAAGAUAGCGAGAUAGAGAGAGAGAGAAUACGGAGAAGAUAGAGAGAGAGUAUUAGGAGAAUAUAGAAGGAGAUAUAUCGAGUAGAUAGAUAGGAGGAUAUAUAUAGAGAGAGAUAGAGAGUCUGAUAUCGAUGAUAGAGCAUAUGAUAUAUAAGACUAUAGACAGAUCGUAUAUUAUUUAGUCGUCAAUGUAUUCCUAUCAUCUGUCUAUCCUCCUAGAUGUACUACGUAGUCUAUAUCUCUCAAGUUCUCGUCUUCUCUCUCUUCUCUCUCUGAUCCUCUAUAUCUCUCUCUACUCUCUAUUUCUCUCUCCUCUCUCUCUCCGUCUCUCUCUCUCUCUCUCUCUCUCUCUCUUCUCUCUCUUAUUCUCUUUCUCUCUCUUCUCUCUCUCUCUCUCUCUCUAUCUCUUCUCUUUCUAUCUCUCUCUCUCUCUCUGUUCUCUCUCUCUCUCUCUCUCUCUCUACACCCCUCUCUCCCUCCCCCUCUCCAUAUAGAUAUCUGGAAAGCUGUAGGAGCAGCAGUGCUGGGCUUCAUCUCUGGAGUACCUGGAGGCUACCUGCUAUCCUCCACAAUGGCAGCAGAACUAGGUGGCCUGGGACCUCCACCAGAAGACAUUAAUAGGGGAGAAUCAGAGGCAGAGAAGGGGCUCGUCAUGUUCCAGACCCUCUUGAUAGGAAUGUUCCUGAUGUUGUUUCUGCCCAUGGUAGUAGGAGGAAUACUGUGCCUUGCUGCGUCUAUGGCAAUCAGGAAGGCCGGGGAGACCGAGCCGGACGCUACGGAGGUGGCUGCCGUGGUAACAGUGGUCCUGAUGGGGACCUCUGCUAUAUGCGGAGGUGUGGGAUUCCUCUUGGAAACAGCCAUCGGAGGACUGACCGACAUCCUCACUGUGUACAAAUACACUGUAGAAAUGGCUGUGAAAGUCAUCUUUAUCGUUGUGUCUCCCUUUGUAGCUGCGUUGGCAGCUGGGGUGUCGGUUCAGUUCGGUAAGGGAGCGGUCAAACUGAAGGCAGCGGCAGGCAUAGGCACCGGGAUAUUAGCAGCCUUGAAGUCCCAGUCAAUCCUGGGGGACUGGGGGACCCUGGGGGCUCUGUUUGGUCCGGCGGCAGCUGCAGGGGUGGCUCUGUCUGCGGCCCUGAGACGCAGCAGCAGCAGCUACGGGAAGGCCGGGAGACUGGGGGCGACGCUGGGGGCGAUGUGCGCCACGUGGUUUGGGAGAUGGACUCUGAGUUAUUUCACACUGUGGAUUUUAAUAUGGAUCUUUCUGAUCUCGCUGCUCUCCUUAAUCGUUGUGGAUCCUACCAGACCAGCUCAUCAAGGGGAAAGAAUCUCAGAUACAAUAUCCACAGAAGAGAUAUAGAAAUCGUCUGACUGAAUGUUUCUUUUAUAGCCAUUUCAGACAGAAGAUGUGGUGUGUUACCUGUAAAACAAAAAUCUAAGGCAAUGUUCAUAUGACCCCCUUUCAUACAGCCCCUUAGUAACCACUUGUUUGCUGGUAGACACUUUUAUACAUAUCAGUGGGUAACUGGUGAAUUGGGAGGGGUGGGGGGUGUUGUUAAACCAUGGGGGCUGGUUGCAGUUCAAAUUAGGGAGGUUUUAAACAAUGGAAGUGUUCAUGAAUUUACCUGCAAAAAAGCAGAGAACCAUUCACACAGACUCAUAGCUGUAUUGUUUUUGUUACAGGGUCUGUGAAAAUGCAGGAAUCAUGACUAGGUCUUUAAGUGGCUGUUAUUUCUCUAUGUUUUUCUAUGCCUUUCAGAUAUACCAAAAAGCUGGUAUGGUAAAUUAGUGGGAUUUUGGUCUGUGUGUGAAAGGGAUAUUUUUCAUGCCUUUGUAAUCAUUGUAUUUUAAUUUCAGUUUAUCACCUGUAUGUAUAGGACUCCAGGUAGUCAUUGUAAAUAAGAAUUUGUUCUUAAAUAAAAAAAUAUAAACAUUGUCAAUGGACUAACAGGGAAUGUUGGCUUUUAUUUUAAUAUUAUUUUAAUAUUGUAUGUUGGGUAUUAUUUUGCUUGUUGGGGCGGGAGGGUCUUUUGAUUGUAAUCUGUAUGCAUGAUGCUUACUCCCCUUGUUGUUAAAAAAUGGAUAUAAUUGUACAUCUAUUUCAAAAACUGUAUCUACCCUUUUUUUAUAUGUCCCCAAAAAAUAUGUAUAUAAACUAACAAAUUAAAAAAUAAAUUUGUUUGAAUUUGUUUGAAUAAUGUUAGAGGAUGAUUACAUUACAGACACCUUCCAGAUCUCACAACACCUGGAUAGGGUGCGUUCCAGGAUGACUACAUUAGACACCUGCCAGAUCUCACAACACCUGGAUAGGGUGCGUUCCAGGAUGACUACAUUACAGACACCUUCCAGAUCUCACAACACCUGGAAAGGGUGCGUUCCAGGAUGACUACAUUACAGACACCUUCCAGAUCUCACAACACCUGGAAAGGGUGCGUUCCAGGAUGACUACAUUAGACACCUGCCAGAUCUCACAACACCUGGAUAGGGUGCGGUCCCAGGUUGAUUAGGACAUGCCAGAUACACACACUGGAAAGGGUGCGUUCCAGGAUGACUACAUUACAGACACCUGCCAGAUCUCACAACACCUGGAAAGGAUGCGUUCCAGGAUGACUACAUUACAGACACCUGCCAGAUCUCACAACACCUGGAUAGGUGUUUAACAUAUCAGCAAAACCACAUCAUCUGCUAUAGCAAUCUGAUGCCAGACUGCUCAGUCAAUGACGUGACAUGGGUUUUUUGAUGCAAUGAAAAUGUCUGUAAUGUAGUGGAGCCUAGAACGCACCUGGCCCCGCCUCCUGCCACGGUGCGACGACGUAAUCACCUGUACCUCAGGACACUGUCAGACGGAAGGUUGUUUCCAACAGCGGGAAGACAGCAACAGAGGCAGGUCGAUCCAGUGACUCUCCGCAUGAACAUUGGACCAGCAUGGUAAGACCAGAGCCACAAUGAGCACACAUCAUCAUUUGUUAUAUAUCAAUGCUCUUCCUGUUUUUAAAAGCCACACUCCUUUAAUUUGUGCAUAGCCUCAAAGUGUGGGACACCUUAUUAUCAGUGCUGUUGCAAAUAAUGACAGAGUCUGCUGACAUUGGACUAUUUUACUGUGAUCCAACAUGCUGGCCGUAAAUUAGAAUCAAAAUCUGUCUGGUGUCUGAUUCGGAGGGGAACAUGUCUCUUUACACUCAUUCCUACCAAUUCUCUGGUCACGUUUCAGUGUAUUCCAGCCUUCAGUCUAUCCGUUGUAGAGGCGUGUAUUCCUUUACCCACACCACUGUGGAAAACGGCGCCAUUUCUUUCAGUUCAUUUACUGUGUCAAAGUCAUGGUUAAAAAGUAAAACGUGUCUAACAACACUGAAGCACUAGAACCUGCUAGACCUCAUUCUAUGGCCCCGUUCCAAAUAUCUCCCUGUUCCCUAUAGGGCCUUGGUCAAAAGUAGUGCACUUAAUAGGGAAUAGGGGUCUCUCUGUUCCCUAUGGCCCUCAUAGGGAAUAGGGGUCUCUCUGUUCCCUAUAGGGCCCUGGUCAAAAGUAGUGCACUUCAUAGGGAAUAGGGGUCUCUCUGUUCCCUAUAGGACCCUGCUCAAAAGUAGUGCACUUCAUAGGGAAUAGGGUGCCAUUUAGUGCGCCGUCUCCGUGAUCAAGCUUGAUACAUACUAAACGCUGACUGCUGUUUGGUUGACAACCCCGCCCCCAACAGUGAUGAAUAUUCGAGGUCACCGUUAUUGUCUUGUGUUAAGUGGUUUGUGACUGGGCUAAGGCUCAGCUGGACGUUUACACUAUACAAGCAGCACUGGCCAAGCCACGCCAGGCUUGCCCUCAUGUGGGUGCUAGCAAGCAAGCUAGGUAGGUAGUGCUACUCAUCAACAGCCGCUGUCAGCCAAUCCAGUAGGGGAUUGAAGCUGUGGUGAGCUUUGAUUGGUCACUGAGGAUUUUAAUAAAGUUCAGCUUCCCCCCAACUUUAGUGAAAGGAGACUACUGUAGAUGUGAGGGUGAAAGCAGCCUACUGUAGAUGUGAGGGUGAAAGUAGCCUACUGUAGAUGUGAGGGUGAAAGCAGCCUACUGUAGAUUUGAGGGUGAAAGCAGCCUACUGUAGAUGUGAGGGUGAAAGCAGCCUACUGUAGAUGUGAGGGUGAAAGCAGCCUACUGUUAGAUGUGAGGGUGAAAGCAGCCUACUGUAGAUGUGAGGGUGAAAGCAGCCUACUGUAGAUGUGAGGGUGAAAGCAGCCUACUGUAGAUGUGAGGGUGAAAGCAGCCUACUGUAGAUGUGUGGGUGAAAGCAGCCUACUGUAGAUGUGAGGGUGAAAGCAGCCUACUGUAGAUGUGAGGGUGAAAGCAGCCUACUGUAGAUGUGAGGGUGAAAGCAGCCUACUGUAGAUGUGUCAACCUAUGGAGGCUGCCUUAGCAGCAGCUGUGACGUCUCAGUCUGGUCCAGAAACAGUGGACCUGGGAGCAGCAGCAACAACAGUAGAAGGGGGUACAUUAGCAGCCUUACUGAAGUAACAGUCAGCACUAGGGGACCGUGGGGGCUCUGUAGGGUCCGGCAGGGCGCUGCAGGAGUGGUUCUGUCUGCUGGAGUAAGAUGGAGCAGUGGUAUCUAUGGGUGGGCAGGUGGAGUUGGGGUAACACUUGGGGUAACACUAGGGGUAACACUAGGGGCAACACUAGGGGUAACACAAGGGGCAACCUAGGGUAACACUAGGGGCAACACUAGGGGAAACACUAGGGGUAACACUAGGGGUAUCACUAGGGGCAACACUGGGGUAACACUAGGGGUAACACUAGGGGUAACACUAGGGGCAACACUAGGGGCAACACUAGGGCAACACUAGGGGCAACACUAGGGGUAACAAUAGGGGCAACACUAGGGGCAACACUAGGGGUAUCACUAGGGGCAACACUGGGGUAACACUAGGGGUAACACUAGGAAGGGUUACACACUAGGGGGUAACACUAUGGGGCAAACACUAGGGUACAUCUAUGGGGCAACACUAGGGGUAACACUAGGGGCAACACUAGGGGCAACACUAGGGGUAACACUAGGGGCAACACUAGGGGUAACACUAGGGGUAACACUAGGGGCACACUAGGGUAACAAUGGGCAACACUAGGGGCACACUAGGGGAUCACUAGGGGCAACACUGGGGUAACACUGGGGGUAACACUGGGGCAACACUAGGGGUAACACUGGGGCAACACUAGGGGCAACACUAGGGGUAACACUAGGGGCAACACUAGGGGUAACACUAGGGGUAACACUAGGGGUAACACUAGGGGUAACACUGGGGGCAACACUGGGGUAACACUAGGGGUAACACUAGGGGCAACACUAGGGGGUUCUGUCUGCUGGAGUAAGAUGGAGCAUGGGGAUCUAUGGGUGGGCAGGUGAAGUGGGGUAACACUUGGGCAACACUAGGGGUAACACUAGGGUAACACUGGGGCAACACUAGGGGUAACACUGGGGCAACACUAGGGGUAACACUAGGGGCAACACUAGGGGAAACACUAGGGGUAACACUAGGGGCAACACUAGGGGCAACACUAGGGGUAACACUAGGGGUAUCACUAGGGGCAACACUGGGGCAACACUAGGGGUAACACUGGGGCAACACUAGGGGUAACACUGGGGCAACACUAGGGGCAACACUAGGGGUAACACUAGGGGUAACACUAGGGGUAACACUGGGGCAACACUAGGGUAAACACUGGGGCAACACUAGGUUAACACUAGGGGUAAACACUAGGGGUAACACUGGGGCAACACUAGGGUAACACUAGGGGUAACACUAGGGGUAACAACUGGGGCAACACUAGGGGAAACACUAGGGGUAACACUAGGGGUAACACUAGGGGUAACACUGGGGGCAACACUGGGGUAACACUAGGGGUAACACUAGGGGUAACACUAGGGGUAACACUAGGGGCAACACUGGGGUAACACUAGGGGUAACACUAGGGGUAACACUAGGGGCAACACUAGGGGUAACACUAGGGCAACACUAGGGGUAACACUAGGGGUAACACUAGGGGUAACACUAUGGGAACACUAGUGGGUAACACUGGGGGCAACACUGGGGGUAACACUAGGGGUAACCACUAGGGGCAACACUAGGGGGUUUCUGUCUGCUGGAGUAAGAUGGAGCAGUGGUAUCUAUGGGUGGGCAGGUGAAGUUGGGGUAACACUUGGGGCAACACUAGGGGUAACACUAGGGGUAACACUGGGGCAACACUAGGGGUAACACUGGGGCAACACUAGGGGUAACACUAGGGGCAACACUAGGGGAAACCUAGGGGUAACACUAGGGGCAACACGAGGGGGUCAACACUAGGGGUAACACUAGGGGUCACACUAGGGGCAACACUAGGGGAAACACUAGGGGUAACACUGGGGUAACACUAGGGGGCAACACUAAGGGGGUAACACUAGGGUCAACACUAGGGGUAACACUAGGGGCAACAAUAGGGGAAACAGUAUGGGGUAACACUAGGGUAACACUAGGGGGCAACACUAGGGUAAACCACUAUGGGCACACUAGGGGUAAACACUAGGGUAACACUGGGGCAACACUGGGGUAACACUAGGGUAACACAUAGGGGUAACACUAGGGGUAACACUGGGGGGUAACACUAGGGGCAACACUAGGGGUAACACUAGGGGUAACACUGGGGGGUACCACUAGGGGCAACACUAGGGGGUAAACACUGGGGCAACACUAGGGGCAACACUAGGGUAACACUAGGGGUAACACUAGGGGUAACACUGGGGGCAACACUAGGGGUAACACUAGGGGUAACACUAGGGGUAACACUGGGGCAACACUAGGGGAAACACUAGGGGUAACACUAGGGGUAACACUAGGGGUAACACUAGGGGUAAACACUGGGGGGCAACACUGGGGUAACACUAGGGGUAAACACUAGGGUAACACUAGGGGUAACACUGGGGGCAACACUGGGGUAACACUAGGGGUAACACUAGGGCAACAAAACUAGGGGUACACACUAGUGGGUAACACUAGGGUAACACUAUGGGUAACACUAGGGGUAACACAUGGGGGCAACACUGGGGGGUAACACUAAGGGGUAACACUAGGGGCAACACUAGGGGGUUCUGUCUGCUGGAGUAAGAUGGAGCAGUGGUAUCUAUGGGUGGGCAGGUGAAGUUGGGGUAACACUUGGGGCAACACUAGGGGUAACACUAGGGGUAACACUGGGGCAACACUAGGGGUAACACUGGGGCAACACUGGGGGCAACACUAGGGUAACACUAGGGGCAACACUAGGGGAAACACUAGGGGUAACACUAGGGGCAACACUAGGGCAACACUAGGGGUAACACUAGUGGGUAACACUAGGGGCAACACUAGGGGUAACACUGGGGGCAACACUGGGGUAACACUAGGGGUAACACUAGGGGCAACACUAGGGGGUUCUGUCUGCUGGAGUAAGAUGGAGCAGUGGUAUCUAUGGGUGGGCAGGUGAAGUUGGGGUAACACUUGGGGCAACACUAGGGGUAACACUAGGGGUAACACUGGGGCAAACACUAGGGUAACACUGGGGGCAACACUGGUGGGCAACACUAGGGGUAACACUAGGGGCAACACUAGGGGAAACACUAGGGGUAACACUAGGGGCAACACUAGGGGCAACACUAGGGGUAACACUAGGGGUAACACUAGGGGCAACACUAGGGGUAACACUGGGGUAACACUAGGGGCAACACUAGGGGUAACACUAGGGGCAACACUAGGGGAAACACUAGGGGCAACACUAGGGGUAACACUAGGGGCAACACUAGGGGAAACACUAGGGGCAACACUAGGGGAAACACUAGGGCAACACUAGGGGAAACACUAGGGGUAACACUAGGGGUAACACUAGGGGUAACACUAGGGGCAACACUAGGGGUAACACUAGGGGCAACACUAGGGGAAACACUAGGGGCAACACUAGGGGAAACACUAGGGGUAACACUAGGGUAACACUGGGUAACACUAGGGGUAACACUAGGGGCAACACUAGGGGUAACACUAGGGGUAACACUAGGGGUAACACUGGGGCAACAGCUUGGUUUGGAAGAGAAACUCUGGAUGUUCUCACUGUCUGGGUUCUGAUAGGGAUCUUUUGUCACUGAUCUCACUAGUAAUCCACCCUGAUACCAUUACAGCUUGGUUUGGGAGAGGGACUCUGGACUUUUCCCUUGUCAUGGAUCUGUCAGUGCCAAUGAUCUUCGUAGCUGAAGGUUUAAACAUGUUGAACCAUCCUGGAUUGAAUUCCACUGCUCCAUCUAUCUCUCCAUACAUUCAGUCAAACUGCCAUCCUAAAAGGAUGCCAUCCUUGAAGAAUUAUUGGCACUCCUGUUUUCAAUACUGCAGCACCCAGCCAGCAUCUCCUUGCGAGGAUAACGACACUGAACCUUUUUCUAAAAUGUUUUAUGAGAUUGGAGAACACAUUGGGAGGGAUUUUAGACUAUUCCUCCAUACAGAAUCUUUCCAGAUCCUUGAUAUCCUUAAUCUGCACUUAUGAACGGCACCCUUUAAUUCAGGUUUUCAAUGGGUUUCAAGUCCGGAGACUGAGAAUUGCAAAAUGUUGAUUUUGUGGUCAAUUAAUAAUUUAUUUGUGGAUUUUGAUGUGUGCUUGGAGUUAUUGUCUUGCUGGAAGAUCCAUUUGCGGCCAAGUUUCAGCCUCCAGGCAGAAAGUCGCUCUGGAUAAGAGCGUCUGCUAAAUGACUAAAAUGUAAAUGUAAAAUGCAACCAGGUUUUUGGCUAAAAUGUCCUGGUAGUUGGUAACGUUCAUGAUGCCGUUGACCUUAACAAGGGCGUCAAGACCAUUGGAAGGAAAAUAGAAGCAAAAUAGCCCCAUAACACCAAAGAUCCACCCCCAUAUUUUACCAUAGGUAUGAGAUACUUUUCUGCAUAUGCUUCCGUUUUUCAACACCAAACACACCCUGGUGUACACCCGGCCAAAGAGCUCUUUUUCCAUGUCAUCUGACCAUAGCACCGGUUCCAAUCCAAGUGCCAAUUCCUUUUAGCAAACUCCAGGCGGUGCUAUUGUGUUCCACCCCAGGCCACGUUUUAAUAUUAUUUUAAUAUUGUAUGUUGGGUUUUGCUUUUGCUUUGUCUGUUUCUUAUCUUACUUUUUGAUAAAAUUGUUCAUCUACUACAACAGGGGUUCUCCAACCUCUCCUCAGGACCCCCAGACGUUCUCCAACCUCUCCUCAGGACCCCCAGCCGUCCCAAACCUCUCCUCAGGACCCCCAGCCGUUCCAAACCUCUCCUCAGGACCCCCAGCCAUCCAAACCUCUCCUCAGGACCCCCAGCCGUUCUCCAACCUCUCCUCAGGACCCCCAGCCGUUCCAAACCUCUCCUCAGGACCCCCAGCCGUUCCAAACCUCUCCUCAGGACCCCCAGCCGUUCUCCAACCUCUCCUCAGGACCCCCAGCCGUUCCAAACCUCUCCUCAGGACCCCCAGCCGUUCCAAACCUCUCCUCAGGACUCCCAGCCGUUCCAAACCUCUCCUCAGGACCCCCAGCCGUUCCAAACCUUUCCUCAGGGACCCCCAGCCGUUCCAAACCUCUCCUCAGGACCCCCAGCCGUUCCAAACCUCUCCUCAGGACCCCCAGCCGUUCCAAACCUCUCCUCAGGACCCCCAGCCGUUCCAAACCUCUCCUCAGACCCCCAGCCGUUCCAAACCUCUCCUCAGGACCCCCAGCCGUUCCAAAACCUCUCCUCAGGACCCCCAGCCGUUCCAAACCUCUCCUCAGGACCCCCAGCCGUUCCAAACCUCUCCUCAGGACCCCCAGCCGUUCCAAACCUUUCCUCAGGACCCCCAGCCGUUCCAAACCUUUCCUCAGGACCCCCAGCCGUUCCAAACCUCUCCUCAGGACCCCCAGCCGUUCCAAACCUCUCCUCAGGACCCCCAGCCGUUCCAAACCUCUCCUCAGGACCCCCAGCCGUUCUCCAACCUCUCCUCAGGACCCCCAGCCGUUCCAAACCUCUCCUCAGGACCACAGCCGUUCCAAACCUCUCCUCAGGACUCCCAGCUGUUCCAAACCUCUCCUCAGGACCCCCAGCCGUUCUCCAACCUCUCCCCAGGGACCCCCAGCCGUUCCAAACCUCUCCUCAGGACCCCCAGCCGUUCCAAACCUCUCCUCAGGACCCCCAGCCGUUCUCCAACCUCUCCCCAGGGACCCCCAGCCGUUCCGUGUCUUUGAUCUAUUCCAGAGCUGGCACAGCUGAUUCAACUUGCUAGCACACCUGAUUCAACUUGAGGUUUGAGAAGCACUGUAUUACAAUAACUCUUUCUAACCUCUUUUAUAUGUCCUAUAAAAAUGUUUUAGUCAAUGGACACAUCCAAUCAAUAGACAAUUUCAAAUAAAUGUAAAUAAAUGUUUGCUGUUCCAAAGAAAUGUAUGUCUUUGAUUGUUCUCUUUGCUACUGUAAAAAAAAAAAACACACACACACACACACCUCCCCUCUCCCCCCUACCCUCUCCCCCCCCUCCCCCCUCCCCCCUCCCCCCUCCCCUCUCACCUGUAUCCGUCUAUGAAGCUGCCGUUGAUGUAGUCUGACCCCUCCACUCCUCUGAUUGGCUGCAGACAGACCCUGGUGGUCUCAUAGGGCAUGAUGUUCACCAGACGGUUCUUGAACUUGUUACACGGCAGGUUGGCACUCACAAACCUGGAGGUGUGGGCCUUCGCACUGGCCAACCGCUAUGGAGGGGGAGGGAGAUGA